Molecule: messenger RNA, 1149 nt
Organism: Quercus robur (English oak)
Lineage: Eukaryota; Viridiplantae; Streptophyta; Magnoliopsida; Fagales; Fagaceae
Exons: 2
Coding region: 485-1066 (193 amino acids)
Molecular function (GO): nucleic acid binding; RNA-DNA hybrid ribonuclease activity
Source: RefSeq, a predicted model, not a curated record
GCUCAACUUAUGAAGUUUUUUGUCGAUAAAUAAGAGAUAAAUUGUUGUCUUAGCUUGUUAAUAAGAGAUUUGGAAUUCAAAUUCUAUUUACACAAAAAGUCAAUUGUUGUCUUAGCCUACUGAUAAAAGAAAUCAUUAAGGAGUGGACAUGAUAGAUUUAAAUUCAUCAAGUUGAUGAGGAAGCAGAAGCUAUUUGCAGAAUUCCUCUAAGCCGAAGAGAUGUACCUGACUCGUUUGUGUGGCUGCAAAACAAGAAUGGGAUGUAUUCAGUUAAGUCUGGGUACCAUGUAGCAAGGAAAGUGAUGAGAAAAGAUGAUUCGGUUGAAAGCUCUAGAGGUAUCGGUGGUCAGCAGGUGUGGAAGAAGAUUUGGCAGCUGCAUGUGCCAAAUAAAAUAGAGGUUUUCAGGUGGAGAGCAUGCCAAGACAUUUUACCAACACAAGUGAACCUUGUUCGAAGAAGAAUAAUUUCAGAUAAUGGUUGUCAAUGCUGUAUAGGUUAUCAAUAGCUGAGUUUGAAUUGUUCCUUGUUCAAGCUUGGCUCAUUUGGAACCCGAGGAAUGCAAUUGUACAUGGAGGGCAGAUCAAGGAUCCGAAGUGGUUGAAAAAGAGAGUAGCGGAUUAUUUGGAGGAAUACAGGAUGGCACAAGAGCAACUAACUCUUCCAAGCACGACACAGCCCAAAAACACUUGGCAACCUCCUCCUCCAUCAGUGUACAAGCUCAAUUUUGAUGCAGCUAUUUUUGCUGAACUUCAAUGCUCGGGUUUUGGGGCAAUAAUCCGUAACUCAGAUGGGGAAGUGAUGGCUGCAAUGUCUGUCAAAGGACCCUCAAUUAACAGCAGUGAAGAAGCAAAGGCUCUGGCUUGUAGAAAGGCAAUAGAUUUCUCAAUGGAAGUAGGCUUUUCAGAGCUACUAAUUGAAGGUGACAAUGCUACAGUGAUGAAGGCAGUUUCAAGUUCAUCAGGAAAUCACUCCUUGCCGGGACAUAUUUAUGCGGACAUCCAAUGCUAUCUCCGUGGGCUGCAAUCAGUUUUAAUAAGCAGCAUUAAAAGAGGGGGAAUAAGGUAGCGCAUAUUUUGGCUCGCUAUGCUUGGAACAUUAGUGAUGAAUUGUAUUGGUUGGAAGAUUCACCACCACCUAUCUUAAAAGCU